Messenger RNA from Hansenula ciferrii, 777 nucleotides. RefSeq names its product proteasome core particle subunit alpha 7 (gene PRE10). The record is from RefSeq and is a predicted model, not a curated record. NCBI's taxonomy places the organism in Eukaryota, Fungi, Ascomycota, Saccharomycetes, Phaffomycetales, Wickerhamomycetaceae. Gene Ontology annotation, biological process: ubiquitin-dependent protein catabolic process. Gene Ontology annotation, cellular component: proteasome core complex, alpha-subunit complex; proteasome core complex; nucleus. Bases 1 to 777 code for a protein of 258 amino acids. The transcript has 2 exons.
AUGACUUCAGUCGGUACUGGUUACGAUUUAUCAAACAGUGUGUUCUCCCCAGAUGGUAGAAAUUUCCAAGUUGAAUACGCAGCUAAGGCUGUAGAGAACGGUGGUACCUCAAUUGGUAUCAAAUUUAAAGACGGUGUUGUUCUUGCUGUUGAAAAAAUCGUCACUUCUAAAUUAUUAGUUCCAGGUAAAAAUAACAGAAUUCAAACAAUUGGUCGUCAUAUCGGUGUUACCUAUUCAGGUUUAUUACCAGAUGGUCGUCAUUUAGUUUCAAGAGGUAGAGAUGAAUUCCAGUCAUUCAAAGAUCAAUAUAAAGAUCAAAUAUCUGUUCCAUAUCUAAUAGAUCGUUUAGGUAAUUACGUUCAAGCUUACACAUGUUAUAACUCUGUUAGACCAUUUGGUAUAACAGCUCUUUUCGGUGGUAUUGAUGAAGAUGGUCCACAUUUAUACAUGCUUGAACCAAGUGGAGUUUACUGGGGUUAUCAAGGUGCUGCUACUGGUAAAGGUAGACAAAGUGCUAAGAAUGAAUUGGAAAAAUUAGAUUCAAACACUUUAACUGCUAAAGAAGCCGUUAAAGAAGCUGCUAGAAUUAUUUACUUGGCUCAUGAAGAUAGUAAAGAUAAAGAUUUCGAAAUUGAAAUCAGUUGGGUAUCAACUUCUGAAACUAAUGGUUUACAUAAACCAGUUCCAGCUGAUUUAUUAAAAGAAGCUAAAGAAUAUGCUGAACAAAAAUUAAAUGAAGAUGAAGAUGAUGAUGAAGAUGAAAACAUGGCUGAAUAA